CGCAAAACCUCGCGCAGUAUUACGAGACGGUGUCAGCUGAGCUCUAAUAAUGGUAAACAACGUUGGAAGAAAUGACUUGGCUGACAUUUUCCAAGCUUAGACAGUCAUGACAAACUUGUGACAUUACCUGGUACAUAAAGAAAUUUAAGAUACAACAAUCAGGCUACACAACUACCAGUUUGUUAGUAAUCCAUCUGUGAAGCAGUUGCUUGUCUGACAGCACCAUGGCCAAGUUCAAGGCUCAGAUGUUAUGGGACAACAUUGAGAAGGGGGACCUGUCUGCCGUGCACGGGCUGCUGGAGAGUGGGAACAUCAAUCUGGAGGAGAGAGAUGAGAACGGUCAGACGUACCUGAUGCUGGCUAGUGAGAAGGGGGAACUACACAUUGUGCGAGAACUCUUAGAUGCAGGAGUGGACCCCAAUGCUGUUGAUAAUGACAACUGGAGCGCGUUGCUGUGUGCGGCCAAGGAGGGCCACCUGGAGAUCGUCAUAGUCCUCCUUGAGAAGAAGGCUUCCAUAGAACACCGUGACAUGUGUGGGUGGACGGCCUUGAUGUGGGCCAGCUACAAGGGACACUCCAUGGUCGUGCAGGAACUCCUUGACAGGGGGUCUAAUGCUAAUGUGAAGGCAGAGCACAACAUGACAUGUCUGGCCUGGGCUAGUGGUAGAGGUCAUACAGAGGUCGUCAAGAAACUGUUGGAGUGUGGAGCCAAGGUCAAUGCCACAGACAAGUAUGGAACAACACCUCUCAUCUGGGCUUCAAGGAAGGGAUAUCUCGAGAUAACUGAAUGUCUGCUGGCAGAUGGCGCCAACGUUGAUUCAUCAGGAAUGAACUCAUGGACGCCACUGCUUGUAGCUACCCAAGGCGGUUUCCUGGACGUCGUGCGUGCCAUUCUGGAACACGACCCCAAUGUAAAUGCUGUGGACAAGGAUGCUCUGACAGCUCUGGCUAUCGGUGCCAAGGAGGGGUUUGUGGAUAUCGUACAUGACCUCAUGACCAAGGGAGCCUAUGUGAAUGUGGCAGAUAGGGCUGGAGACACGGUGCUCAUCCAUGCAGUCAAGGGGGGACACACGGAGGUGGUGCGCAUCCUGCUGCAGAAGUAUGCUGACGUUGAUGUCGAGGGAUCAGAGGAGAAGACAGCACUGUACUGGGCAGUGGAGAAGGGUCACACUGACAUUGUCAAUCAGCUCCUGGAGAGUCAGCCUGACCUGGAGAUCAGCACAAAGGAUGGAGAUACCCCACUGCUGAGAGCUGUCCGCAGCCGAAAUGAAGAGAUCGUUAAGCUACUUCUGAAUAAGGGGUCCAAGGUGUCGGCCACUGACAAGAGAGGUGACACAGCUCUGCACAUUGCCAUCCGUGCAAGAAGCAAGCGUAUCACCGAGCUACUUCUGCGGAAUCCCCGUAAUGGCCGCCUCCUGUACCGGGCCAACAAGUCCGGGGAGACACCUUACAACAUGGACACCUACCACCAGCGAGGCAUCCUUACCCAGAUCUUGGGACAGAGAAAUCUGAAUGCAACUGAUGCUGAAAACCUGUUGGGUUACGAGAUCUACAGCAGCGCUCUGGCCGACAUUCUUAGUGAACCAGGUCUCGUCACCCCCAUCACAGUCGGCCUCUACGCCAAGUGGGGCAGCGGCAAGUCAUUCCUUCUCGGCAAACUAAAAGGUGAGAUGAAGUCAUUCACGAUGCAGAAUGUCCAGGGGCCCUUCACAUUCAGCUGGGUUUUAUUCAUCACUCUAUUCCUGAUCAACGCCAUCAUUGGAGAAGUGUUGGGUCUUGCAGUAAGGUACGAGGUUGGCCUUGGUGUGGGGCUUGGUCUCUUCCCACUGGAGUAUGGAUUUCUGGGUAUCCUGAACGUCUGUGCUCAGAGGUAUGACAUGAACCUUGCUGUGAGCCUGAGUCAGGUCCUGGGAGAGAAACAGCACCUCAUCACACUGUUGAUUAAGAUGCUGUUCUGUAACCAAAAGAGACGCUCUUCCUCGGACAAGCUGGCUGCCUCUAUCUUCUCUGUCAGGUUUCUGUUUUCUGAAUGUACGCGGCUGACAAGUGUGGGAGGAGAGAAGUCCCUGGCAGCCAUGAUCGCCACGCUGUGUGAGGCCGUGGAGAAUGAGUAUGGAAUCUUGGUAGCCCGUCUUUUCCGUGUCUUCAAACCUCGAACUGAUCACUCUAAGGGCAGGUUCAAGUCCAUGUGUUGUAUCCCAAACUUCAUCUUCGUCAUCAUCUUCCUGCUGGUGGUGGCCGUUGGUAUUGCGAUGAUUGUUGUCUACAAGAUCUCCAACAACACAGCUGUUAAUGCUGUUCUCAUUGCGAUUGUGUCUAUCAUCGGGCUCACCCUCAUCAGCAACAUCUACACCAUUGCUCAGGCUACGAUGGCCCUCCUGGUGUCCCAAAAGAAGCGGGUCCUCAGAGCAGCUGAUAACCUUGACGUGCUGAAGAUGGAUGGGUUCAUGCAGCAACUGAAGCUGGAGGUGGACAUGAUGUCUCGCAUGGUCAACUGCAUGGACAUCUUCACCCAGAAGCAGACGCGGCUGGUGGUCAUCGUGGACGGGCUGGACAGCUGUGAGCAGGACAAGGUCCUCCAGGUCCUGGACAUAGUCAAAGCUCUGUUCUCUGACGACAACGCUCCUUUCAUCACCAUCCUUGCUGUGGACCCACACAUAAUCAUCAAGGGCAUUGAGCAGAACCUGAGGUCCACGUUCCUCGACUCCAAUGUCAAUGGGUUUGAUUACCUGCGGAACGUCGUUCACCUGCCCUUUUACCUGCAGAGUCAGGGUGUGAGAGUUCAGAGACAGGAGUCGGUCGGGCCAAGCAACUCUUCUCAAGAGAAUCAAGCAGAGUCUCCAGGCAAACCUUACAAGCACCAGGAGUCCAUCUUGUCUACAUCAAGUGAGUCCUCCAAGUAUUCCAGGAAGAGAAGCAAGUCGGCCAAGUUCGGGAGUCUGACCGGGUCCCAGGGAGGGGUCAACACGUCGUCCUUCGACCUGUCCUCCCAGGUGGUGAAGAACGACUACUUCAGUGACAUCAACCCGCGGAGCAUGCGGAGACUGAUGAACAUCGUUGCUGUCACAGCACGUCUCCUGCGGGCGUACAACAUCGACUUCAACUGGCAUCGCCUGAUGGCGUGGAUCAACAUCAUCGAGCAGUGGCCAUACCGUGUCUCCUGGAUCAUCUACUACUUCGAGGAGAGCGACUGUCUCGACCGAUCCCAGUCCCUGCACUCCAUCUACCAAAAAAUUGCUCCGAGAGUUCCUGCUUCCAAGGAUGUUGACCCUCUUGUAGAGAUAGACAGAAAUGUUCGCAAGAUGGAGGCGUUUUUGGCCAGCAAGUCUGGAAACACCCCCCUUCUCAAUGUCGGUGACCUGAGGAAGUUUCUCCCCUGUACAAUCAACCUUGACCCUUACCUUCGAAAACUCAUCAGAGAGAUGCAACACAAUGCCGACAUGCAGAGGACAGAGUUUGGCCUGGGCCCUGUGUAUCCUACUGGGCCGUCGGCUCCCUUGCUGGGAAUGCGAGACAGUGACGCCACUUUGCCCACCAGAGGGAGCUUUGUAGGCCUACAGCAGAGAGUUCCGUCUGCUGCAUCCUUUACUGGUAUGAUGCCUGGUCACAUGAUGCAGUAUGGACCAAUGGGGAUGCAGGGUAUGAUGCCGAUGCAGUACAUGGCCCAUCCCAGUCAGAUGAGUCAGGGCAUGAUGGCCCCUCCACCAGUGCAGGGUCAGAGGACACAGCCACAGGUCUUCUUUCACGACCUUCCAAAAGAUGUUUGUUUGAGUCAGCUCAGUGUGGAUUCUGUGUGUAACCUGCUCCAUAAGCUGGAGGGGGUCAAUCAGCAGAUGCUUCCGAUAUACAUUGACAGUAUCCGUGACAACAAUAUCAGUGGCCUUGUCCUCGCCAACUGUGAUAUGGACGAGUUGGGCAAAGUCAUGAGGAUGAAGUUUGGAGAUUGGCAGCUUUUCAAAGUGGCCAUCUUAUCUUUGAUAGAUUCAGAAGCAACUUUAGCCUCUAGCAACACCAGCAACGAUGUCCGUGGAACGGACAGUAGCUCUUUCAUCAACAAGCACACAAGCCGGAUAGAGUCAGCACCAAGUCUCGAGGAACCCAGUAAAAAGUUUGCAGCCUCUAGUAGAAGCAGAGAUAGCUGCACGUCACUGCCAGAUCGUAAUGCUCCGACAGACGCGGAAAGUAUGCGUAGGGGGCGCUUCAAGCGUACUGACAGUAUUGUACAGCAGCUGAGCUAUGAGACUGCCAUCUUGAGAGAAGCUUUGGAGGAGUUUACAGAGGAGACGUCAGAUGCUGAUGAGAUGGACCAGAGAAAUGACGAAGAUGAUGGACCGAUUGUGUACAACAGAUCCAUGUCUGAGGAGUCUGCUGGUUACAGUAUUGACAACUCCAGAAGAGACACAUCUCAGACUUUCACUGCAACAAUAGAGACUCCGUCGUCUGCCGAUAAAUCUGUAGAAGGAGCCAUGGGUAGUGAGAAGCUGUAUCCGGUGAUUGACGAUACAGACGAUGGUCACAAAUCUCGCCACGAACACGGACACACGAAUACACUGUCUUCCAGCUUAGAGAAGCUUGCGAAACCAUUCAUUCAAGUCCUGGAGCAUCCUAUGGGCUACAGUCCUGCAUCUGACAAGACCCCUCUCCUCGCCAUACCUUCAGAUAAUGUCAUUGAAGGUGCAACAGCGUGGUCUGCAUCAGUUGAAGGGGGUCCUCCAGACGAGAGCAAUUUCUUACAAGGUCACGGCUCAAAGCACAAAUCAAAGUCGACUGAUUCUGAUUAUGAAGAAUCUACCUUGUCAGAGCCCCAUGUUGCCACUUUCUGCAUUGAAUCAGAAGAUUCCUCGGACAACACCAUGGGCAGCCCGACAGCAGCAUCACGCAGCCUCGAACCCAGGAAACAGUCGUUCGAGGACAGUGUUAUUCAGUAUUUUCGCACCUCCCCACCAGCAUCAGAACAAGUGAGGAUGAAAAAGAGCAUAGAGUCUCUCCCAUCGGAAGUAGCCGUGGAGAUGUCUCCUGGAGCUCGCAUGGUUACAAGUGUCUCUCAUCCGGACAGAAUAAAGCCAGACGAGGACAAGGAAUCCUUUGUGUGAGGACAAGGAAUCCUUUGUGUGAAAACAAAGAAUCCUUUUCGUGAGAACAAAGAAUCCUUUGUGUGAAAACAAAGAAUCCUUUGUGUGAAAACAAAGAAUCCUUUUCGUGAGAACAAAGAAUCCUUUGUGUGAGAACAAAGAAUCCUUUGUGUGAGAACAAAGAAUCCUUUGCGUGAAAACAAAGAAUCCUUUGUGUGAGAACAAAGUUGUAGGAAAAUUCCUGUAGCAACUUCCAAUAUCAUGAUUAUCUCGUGAAGAGAACAUGACUUGUGUAUCUUUAAUGGGUUCAGGGCCUUGAUGGUUCUGUAAGAUCUGCAUUGUCAUCAUGACUGAUUACACCGUGUAUUCUAUUGAACAUUUAAUCAGAUGUUUACUUCUAUCCAAGAUCUAUUUACAUUAGUGCUUACUUUUUCUUUAGUUCAAGUCCCAAUGUGUUUUUGCAUCGUACUGGAUUAUUUAGCUUUGUGUUUGUCGUCUCCUGCUGGUCCUAAAUUUCUGUCCUGUCCAAAAAUGUGAAAAGGUUUAAUACAGUGAUUGCUCUAUAUACCGCUGCCAUCGGGGUUCAAGAUGCCAACCCUGUGUUCUAGGAAAGAGCGUUAUACAGAUAUUCAUUGCUGAUGAUCAACACAUUACGUAAUGAUGGUAGUGAAUAUAACGUUAUAUUUACAGCGGUAUGUGACAUGACUGUAGAUCUAUGUAACCAUGAUCGUAGAGGAUGAUUCAAAACGCACGCGUAAACAUUUAAUCGGUAAAUUAUCAUGUCUAGUGAUGUUUUAACUCAAAUUUCAAAUUUGUAUUGACCAAGCUCAUUAAUUUGUUAUCACCUGUUCGCUGAUACCUGAAUUCGCUGAAGGGAUGCAAGUGGGAAUUAAAUCUCAUCAAUUUAUUUGUCACUUUAUUUGCAUUAACACGCUCUUUAGGGAAAUUCUUCAGGUAUUUUUGGGAGCCAAGGUUUACCUCGUGCUGCAUCCAGGCUAGCGGUACAUCAAGGAGCGUUAUGUCGAGGAAUCACUGUAUCUGACCAUUCACUUGAGUAUAAAUAAAGACUCACUCGAGUGUCUUCCAAGAUGAGGUGAGGUCAAAUGGGGUUUAACGUCGCGUCCAAGAUUAUUGCACUUAUAUAGCGACGUGUAUGUGUGUGUGUGGCUGCUUGUACUAGUCCAGACUGAUGCCGAUUUAUAGUGCUAGCACACUGAUAUACCAUGCCGCAGUUUAACAUGAAUACCCCACUCAGACACAGUAUACUGACUCCGAGCCGACCAGUCCUUGUUUUAGCCCCGUAAUGCCGAGCGCCAGACAGGGUAACAACAAGUACCAUCUUUUAAGGUCUUUUGGUAUGACGCAGCCGGGGAACUUCCAAGAUGAAAUAUAUCAAGAAGAGUUGGAUAAAGUUGCAAAUAUCUGAGGCUUACUUUUAUCAACAAGUCUUCAUUUACUUGAGCUUGGAAGACACGAGGGAGAGAUUCUAUUUUUAUCAUACAAAAUAUUUCUUCCAUUUUUUUCAGUUUGUAUCAGUAAAAAGCAGUGUCUUGAGUGUAAACAGUACAGCUAUCCAGCUUCAGUGGUUGGGGAUAGUGAUGUCAUUUGAUUGUGAUGUCAUGGCAACUUAUAACAUCACAUUUGUCCUCAACCAAUUUUGAUGUAAUUUCACUGUAGAGAUAUCUCUUUGGAGAUAUCGAUUGAUCUCACCAAGGCGAUAUCUCCUGUGGAGACAGUUUUGGACGAUAAUCAUUCUGCUGUAGAAAUUAUGUUUACAAAUUUCUUGUUUCACAGUAUUUAUUGAAAAGAAAUCAAAGAAGGGAAGUUACUCUUCCAAUUGCUUUGUUAUUUCCAUCUUAAGCCCUCUGUUUUUUUCAUCUUUUUUUAAAGCUCUCACCAUAACAGUAACGUCUGCACUUCAAAUAUGGCAUAAUAAGGAUGAAAGUUCACAAAAGACAAAUUAUCAGUCAUAUUCUCAACCAAUAGCAGUUUUGUUUUUAUUUUUGUUUCUUUCUGCCCACUGACCCCCUUCCCACUGAAGCUAAGCAUGUAGAUGAGAAAGCACAAAGUAUUUGGGAUGCACUUACCAGUCAGAAGUGUCCAGUUUAACACUGAAAUGUGUUCAUUUAUUUCUAUUUAUUCAGAAAAGAUGCAGCCUCAACAUGUUUCAGUCCUUUUAACAUUUAAGUGGUUGUUCUAUGACAUAAACUUGCAUAAUGUUUUUGUGUUUCAAAAUUCAAAGAAAUUUUGAUUGUUUGUAAUUUUUUGUCUCUAUCAUGUCUAGUAAUAAUCAUGAUAAUAUAUUGACAUAAAAUAUUUUGCAUCAAGCAUUGUUAUAGGUUUAUACAUGUUGUUCAUGCUUUUCAGAUGAAUUCCAUUUAAUUAGAUUUUUUAUCUUAUACAUACCCAAAAUUGUGUUGUUGAAAGGAUUGUUUUUCUACCCUUUGUUGUCCAUUCUUUCCAUUUGUUGUCCAUUGUGUCAUGUAACAAAAGGGAGCACUGUCUUCACUGUUUGGAAAAUAUCCAAGGAACUUGAUAAAUUUACAUAAAAAACUUAAAUUGAUUCUUAUUUUACCAGACUAACUGUUAUUUGCUGUUGUGUAUUUUCAGAUCUUUUUAAGGCAAGAACAGUUAUAGAUGGGUCUGCCCUUAAUUUUACGAAAAUACAAGUAAUGUGAUUUAAAAAAAAUUAUGUUGCUUUUCAGACUGAAAAUAUGCAUGUCCUUUUGUUCAAUUUAUUCAUUAACUUUUAUUUCAAGGUAUAUUAAGUGCAUUUGAAGGAUGUCAUUUGUGAUUUUUUACUAUUGUACUGCCUGAAUUGUUUUUCCCAGUCUACAAAGGUUCUUCUUUACAAACAUGGAAAUGUUCGAGAUACCAAGUUUACUAAUCAUGCUAAUUGUACAUAAUAAUAAAUUACCUACACCAAA
Molecule: messenger RNA, 7999 nt
Organism: Haliotis rufescens (red abalone)
Lineage: Eukaryota; Metazoa; Mollusca; Gastropoda; Lepetellida; Haliotidae
Product: kinase D-interacting substrate of 220 kDa B-like
Exons: 24
Coding region: 225-5093 (1622 amino acids)
Molecular function (GO): protein binding
Source: RefSeq, a predicted model, not a curated record